CUUACAUUGAUCUAGGAUACUAGAUGCAACUGCUGUUCUGAAUGUAGCGAGCAAAUAGUAGUAUUAGAUUGUUGUCAUGCCUAGGUGUAGGCAACAUAUGGAUUUCCAAUUCUGAGAAUUGAUUAUUUUUUCCAUUCGCUUUCUCUUGCUAGCAGACCUGGCAGAUCACUUCGGGUACUUCUAUAUACAGGCUUGCCAGAAAAGAGAGAAACUAAAGGGGGCAUAGCACAUAAGAGGGCCUUAAGGAGAGAACAGAGGAGUGGGAUAGAAAGUGUAGCUGUAGAAACAGGGUUCGGUAGAUAGACUGCCAUGAGAGAGGAUCCGUCAAGCUGUGGUGAAUACCCUGAGGGAGGGGUGGUGUCCAGCGAGGAGGAGCCAGACUGUGCUCCAAUCAAAUACCCUGUGGUGCUGGUAACACCAGGGGCUGGCGGGCGCAAGAGUGUCACCAGGAAAGACAACAUUUCAUCGCCAACAGAGGACAACAAGUCAACGACAGGAGGGCCUCACAGUCUGAUCCCAUCAGGACCCAAGAGGCCUAAGAAGAGUCCCCAGCCCUCCCUGUCUCCUCUCCCCAUCCCAGGCCAGGCCCUGGAGGACCCUCAGCACCAACGGGUGAUCGCCAAUGUACGGGAGCGCCAAAGGACGCAGUCCCUGAACGACGCCUUUGCCUCGCUUCGUAAGAUCAUCCCCACGCUCCCCUCAGACAAGCUGAGCAAGAUCCAGAUCCUAAAGCUGGCCUCGCGUUACAUUGACUUCCUCUACCAGGUCCUGCAGAGCGACGAGAUGGAUGCCAAGCUGGCCAGCUGUAACUACCUAGCCCACGAGAGACUCAGCUAUGCAUUCUCGGUGUGGAGGAUGGAGGGGGCCUGGUCCAUGUCCGCUACCCACUAGCCCUGUCACCUACCUCUCUAACACCCCCUCCCUCCUCUCCUGCCCCAGCCAAUCUCCCAUGACCUCUGACCCCUGCUCUCUGACCCUCAUCCUCACAUCAUCUAACUCUUAUCAUUCUACACCAGCACCGUACCAAGGCGACUGAGAAGCCUCCACCUGUUGGUCUGCAAUCCCUUUGUUUACUGGUUUGGACCUACACCUCUGGACCAACUAAAUCAAAUAUAUGAGCCUGCCCUCACUCUGGAGAGGUACUGUAAAGAGACUCAGCUUCCUCGAGCCCACACAGAAUCUAUGGGACAAUGAUUCAGAGCUACUAGCAGGUCUAGAAGAGGGACAACUAUAGAGUUUUAGGACCUGGAAAUUGCAACUUGUGACUUGGAAACAAUUUGGUAAACAAAUGUAAGUUGAAGUUAUUCAUGGGGAUAUUCCUAUUGUAGUGUGACUACAUGUAGUACAUAACUGUUUGUAAACCAACAUACAAUUCCUCAUUAAAAGGGAAUCAGUUGGUGUAAGAUAAUAAAA
Molecule: messenger RNA, 1413 nt
Organism: Oncorhynchus keta (chum salmon)
Lineage: Eukaryota; Metazoa; Chordata; Actinopteri; Salmoniformes; Salmonidae
Product: twist-related protein 2-like
Exons: 2
Coding region: 310-891 (193 amino acids)
Biological process (GO): regulation of transcription by RNA polymerase II; developmental process
Molecular function (GO): protein dimerization activity; RNA polymerase II transcription regulatory region sequence-specific DNA binding; DNA-binding transcription factor activity, RNA polymerase II-specific
Source: RefSeq, a predicted model, not a curated record